This is a messenger RNA of Thalassophryne amazonica, 1933 nucleotides long. RefSeq lists its product as uncharacterized. The transcript has 3 exons. Lineage: Eukaryota; Metazoa; Chordata; Actinopteri; Batrachoidiformes; Batrachoididae. The record is from RefSeq and is a predicted model, not a curated record. The coding region runs from base 505 to 1191 and encodes 228 amino acids.
CACCUCUGUGACCCCAGCUGUCUUUUUUGGCAGGGGUGGGGGCACUGACUUUUGUGAUGUCAGCGGUUUGCUUAACACCAUUCUGUAUCUUAAACAGCAUAGCUGUGAGGUUUUGGUUAAUGUCUGGUUUGUAGAGUGAUGAUGUCCGCUCUAGUCUUUUGGUUUUCCCGUCUCUAUGGUAACACGGUCUGUUUCACCGUGCUGCUGUCAGCUCACUGCUGCCUUAACGGUCCUCUGAUGGCUUCCCUUUACACGUUUUUUUUUUUUUUAAAUAGAUGCUUUUUGGCUGUCUUCCUGUCAUAUAAGAUAUAUAUAUAUAUAUAAAAUAGUUAUUUAAAUUGUUUUUAAAUGGACACCAGUUUUACCUGUUUUUAAGAAGCUUUUCUGCCUUUUUGUAUUAAAUCACAGCAAACCCAACAGUGUUUUAAUCAGUGAACCAAAAUCCCCUUUAAUAAAACUUUAUAUAUUUUUGAUUCAGAUGUCUAGCUUGCAGCAGAUGAGGAGAUGGUCAGAUGGAGAGUAACGGCACAGGUCUCUGUGUACCGCCGCCUGGUCAGCGGCGUGCACGUGAUGUCACUGAUGUAUACAGGAACUCAGGUGCAUGCAAGCAGACUGAAGUGCAGUGAUUGUAUUUUCUGCUGCGGCGCCCUGUGGGAUGUCGGACUGAGACCCAUCUCUGGACCUAGUGCCUAUAAAAACUCACUGAACCGCUUAAAACCAAGAGUAGUAAGGAGUGAUGGUCGUGGCCUCGCCGGCCUGGACGCACGGGCGGAGACAGUGGCUGUGACUGGAGGAUGUGCAUGUUGGGGUCACCAUGGCAGCAGACCAAGCUGCUCAUCCCAUGCAUCCCCAUCCUCGAACAAGUCCUGUAACUCUUACCGGGGGAUCCAGAGGCAUUGCCAAGCCAAAUGGGAAAUACAAUCCCUCCAGCAUGUCCUGGGUCUUCGCUGGGGUCUCCUACCAGUUGGACGUGCCUGGAAGACCUUCCUAGUAAGACAGUUAGGGGGCAACCUCACCAGAUGCCUGAACCACCUCAGCUGGCAUCUUUCGCUGCGAAGAAGCAGCAGAAGAGUCCCUCACAUGGUUGAGCUUCACACGCUCUCGGAGUGUAAGCCCAGAUACCCAACAGAGGAAUCUCAUUUCUGUCACUUGUAUCUGCAACUUUAUUCUUUCAUUACCCAAACUUCGUGACUAUAGGUGAGGUUAGGAGCAUAAAUCGUAGGGUAAAUUGAGAGCUUUACCUUCUGCCUAAGCUCCAUCACUACAAUGCAUCUGUAAAACAUCAGACGCCGUCCUAGUCUAUCGAUUUCACGCUCCAACUUACCCUCCCACUCAUGAACAAAACCCCAAGAUACUUAAAACUCCACUUGGGGCAGCAACUCUCCCCAGACAAUCCACCACUUCUUGACCAUGGUCUCAGAUUUGGAGGUGCUGAUUCUCAUCACAGUCACUUCACACUCGGCCUCAAACCUGCUCAGUGUGCAUCGGAGGUCACGCCUGAUGAAGCCAGCAGAACCACAUCAUCUACAAAACGCAGAGGUGCAACUCUCAGGUCAUCAAACUGAACACCCUCCAGUCCCUGACUGCACCUUGAAAUCCUGUUUAUGAACAUCACGAACAACACUGGUGACAACAGGCAGCCCUGGUGGAGUCCAACACCCACUGAGAACGGGUCCAAUAUGAUGCUGAGAAUUUGUGUGCACUGAGAAAGUUAAAGUGUAAGUUGUUUGUGUGAGAGUGAAAAAAACAACAAAAACCCUGACUUCAUAUUUACUGAUCCAUGACCUUAUUCCCCACAGCUAUAAAUUCUACUGUCUCAGGUUCUCAGGUGUUUGGGAACUUCACAGGUAGCAACGUUUUGGCUUCUAUCAAUAAGAAUUAUUAAUAAUAAAAAAAAACUUGAUUCUGUCCUGCAGGUGAAUGACAGGAUUUU